This is a messenger RNA of Exaiptasia diaphana, 2995 nucleotides long. RefSeq names its product protein O-mannosyl-transferase 2. The record is from RefSeq and is a predicted model, not a curated record. Bases 60 to 2423 code for a protein of 787 amino acids. Gene Ontology annotation, molecular function: dolichyl-phosphate-mannose-protein mannosyltransferase activity. The transcript has 21 exons. Gene Ontology annotation, cellular component: membrane; endoplasmic reticulum. Gene Ontology annotation, biological process: protein O-linked glycosylation via mannose. NCBI's taxonomy places the organism in Eukaryota, Metazoa, Cnidaria, Anthozoa, Actiniaria, Aiptasiidae.
UAAACAGUUCUCAAUACUGAAUGUAUAUGGAUUCCUCUCUGUCUUAACUUAAACACAAAAUGACUGAAAAAUCUCAACCAGAAGGUCAAGCCAAUGAUGUUGAUGACAAGGUACAACUUGACGACGUUGAAGAUGAAAAACUAAACGCAGAAAAAACUAUAACACCAAAUCAUAGUCAAAACGGCAGCGUACGUCAUCGGAAAACGAAAAAAGGUUCAAGUCACAAGAAUAAUAUCACAGCUAAAAAGAAUCAAGAAGUAAAAAAAAUCCUGGCCGCAAAACAGUCAUCUUCGGGUAAGGGAAAAACGCGGUCCCGAGUCAAUCUUGCUGGUGCACUCAAAAGCUUGGUGUCUGGAGAUUCGUGUAUCGUGUCAUUUAUAGUGGUAGUUGCAUUGACUAUUGGUACCAGAUUUUACAAACUUGAGGAUCCAAAUCACAUCUGUUGGGAUGAAACUCACUUUGGAAAGCAUGCCAAUUUCUAUAUCAAAGGAGAGUUUUUCUUUGAUGUUCAUCCUCCUCUUGCCAAGAUGUUGAUUGCUAUGGCAGGUUCUUUAAGUGGUUAUAAUGGAUCAUUUCCUUUUGACAAACCAGGGGACCCUUAUGGUGAAAACAGCUAUGUUGGCAUGAGAUUUCUAUGUGCAUUACUAGGAUCGUUAUGCAUUCCUCUAGCAUACUUAAUGGUCUGGGAGCUGACCAAAUCUACUACAGCAUGUAUUCUAGCCACUGGUUUUAUUCUAUUUGAUCAUGGAUGUAUAACUAUAUCACAGUAUAUUCUACUGGAUCCUAUUUUGAUGUUCUUUAUAAUGCUGUCRGCAUACUGUUUAACGAAGUUUCAUUCAUAUAAAAACAAUUCAUACAGUUUUAAGUGGUGGUUUUGGAUGAUAGCAACAGGCAUUGCUUUGUCAUGUGCCUUCAGCUGCAAAUGGGUUGGUUUAUUUGUCAUUYUAUGGGCUGGUAUCACUACAGUCAUGGAAUUAUGGGAAAUAUUAGGGAACCUGGAACUAUCUCUGAUAGAUGUUGGUAAGCACUUUGCAGCAAGAGURUUUGGUCUCAUCAUCGUUCCAGUGAUGGUCUAUUUGUUCUGGUUCAGUGUGCACUUUAGAAUGUUACCAAACACUGGUCCUGGAGAUGGGUUCUUCAGUUCUGCCUUUCAAUCAACUCUCAAAGGGAAUCAAUUAUACAUGACUGAAGUCCCAGAAGAUCUUGCAUUUGGAUCAGUUGUUACCAUUAAGAACCAUAGAGGAGGUGGUGCCUUGCUGCAUUCUCACCCUCAUUUAUACCCUAAAGAACACCCACCAGAACAGCAACAGGUCACAGGGUAUUCUCACAAAGAUGAUAAUAAUAAAUUCAUUAUUAAAAAAGCAUAUGAAGAAUACGACAGUAAUAAACCUGUGGAGUUUGUGAAGGACGGAGACUGGAUUAGGCUAGAGCAUGUAUCUACAAAGCGCAAUGUGCACAGUCACAAUGAGAAACCACCAUUAACUAAACAUCACAUGCAAGUUACAGCAUAUGGAGAGAAUGGAAAAGGUGAUGCCAAUGAUUUUUGGAAGAUAGAGGUUAUUAGUGGUGGCGGUGAUCGUAUUAAAACUGUCAAGACCAUCUUCAGACUGAUUCAUGUCAACCUUGGAUGUGCUUUACAUAUGUCAACUAAAACACUUCCAAAAUGGGGUUGGGAGCAGUUAGAAGUCACUUGUAAUCCAUCAAUACACCACACUAACAAUCAGUGGAAUAUAGAAGGACAUGAGAAUGACAGAGUUCCAAAAGCAAGCCCAUCAUUAUACAAGCCAUCUUUCUUAGAAAGUGUAUAUGAAUCACACAUUGUUAUGGCGCAGACUAAUGCUGGCUUCAAACCCAAAGAAGGCGAAGUCACCUCACAGCCAUGGCAAUGGCCAAUCAACUAUAAGGGUCAGGUGUUUUCUGGAGGUGACAACAGAGUUUAUCUACUUGGAAAUCCAGUUAUUUGGUGGUUCAUAAUAGCUGUCCUGCUGUACUUUGCUGUUGUGUGCUCAAUCUUCGCUGUACGAACUCAACGUGGUUAUGCUGACAGCCCUCAAGAACAAGCUCAUCGUAAACAUGUUGAGUCUAUUUGUGUAUGGUUACUGCUGGCUUGGGCUUUACACUACUUCCCUUUCUAUGCCAUGGGACGUGUAUUGUACUUCCACCACUACUUUCCUGCCUAUCUCUUUAGUGCCAUGUUUGCCGGCAUUGUUAGUGAAUACAUGUGUGAUGUUAUAUCAUCGUUCUUCAAAGUCGACAAAUGGAAGAUGGUUGCUUACUAUGUCAGUGUUGGAUCCAUCGUUGGCAUGUCCAUUGUUAGUUUUUACUUGUUUCGUGGUCUAUCGUAUGGGAUGUCUGGUCCAAUGGCUCACAGUCCUAACAAUACGGCACCUGUUUAUAAAUGGUUGGAUUCCUGGGAAGUCUAAAAGGCGUUAAUGGUAUUUCCUGGAAAACUCCUGGUCUAUUGGUAUCUGUCUAACUUUCAGAUAGAGUGGCUAUAUUUUUAAUGAAUGAAAACACUUUCAAGUUACCACCAUCAUUACAAUUACGACAAUCUCAGAGCACUUUAGAUAUUUAUUCAAGAACCGUAUAAUUCAGCUUUGAACGCCUCUAAAAUGAUAAAAACGGACGACAGUCCAAAUAUGUGGUCAUUGUUCAUAGUAUUUGAUAUCACCAUUAAUUGACGUCAUCUUUUUAAUACAUGACGUCAGUAUUCACGUCAUGAUAUGUGUGGGGUAAUUUGUAGUUAGGAAUACUAUACAGCUAUUUAUAAAGGAAUGCAUAUCUGCUGAGAAGUUUUGUAGCUACUGUAAAACAAUUUAAUUGCUUAGGCACAUAUARCUACAAAAUUUAACAAAAUUAACGUAUUUGAUCGAGAUGCGAAGUAGAGAAGAGGAUAUAUUAUGAAUGAAAAUGAUUUUGUUUUAUAAUUUACUUUGUAAAUCAUCAAAUAAUUAUUGAAAUGAUUAAUAGGGGCAAUAAAAUCUUUUACUGGAAA